Orbicella faveolata is the source of this 4562-nucleotide messenger RNA. RefSeq lists its product as uncharacterized. The record is from RefSeq and is a predicted model, not a curated record. NCBI's taxonomy places the organism in Eukaryota, Metazoa, Cnidaria, Anthozoa, Scleractinia, Merulinidae.
UCAGAAGCUUUUGAGAGGAACGAACCAAUCAUAAAGUGUCAUUCUCACUCGACAGUUGCCAAUCACAUUCUGAAUGAAUUUGGUUGGUUCGUUAGACCGCCUGUAGCAUUACUUCGUAUCGCACAAUUGUUUGUCCGCCUAAAUAACAACAGAUAUAUGGACGUCAAAUUUUCUCAAGGAAAGACUUAUCCAAAGCUUGAUCCAACGGAGGACUAGAUUGAACUGAUGGCAAAAUUCUAACAAUCGCAGCAAAUUGGGCUGUUUAUAGUUCACUACAAGGUUCGGUCAAGUCAUGGAAAAAUCUGAGUUGAAAAGCCUGGAUUCUUUGAAUACAGGGGCUGAGAUAGACAGCAAGCUGACCAGCCUACUGAAUUUUUUUAUGGCACAAAAUUUGCCUUGGAAAGUGGACUUAGGAAAUGAGGAAGUAAAAUUAGAUUCCGGCUCUAAAACAGAGCCCCAGUCUCCAACCAGUUGUUGUCAAUCGAUAUUUGAGAAGCUGGAACUAGAGGAACCUGGUACUGCGUUACACAUCACGGUAACGUUCCCGGAUCUGAAGGAGCUCUAUUUCAAGACGCAGUCACGUGUUAAUCGCCAUUCCAGGCAGCGAGUGGUCAAAGGCAAGGUUAGAGUUUGUGUUGCCACCGGGGGCCAUCAAGUGCAAACUAUUGAAGUUUACGUGGAAAGGACUCCUGAUGCAGCACAUCUGGUCGGAGAUAGAUGUGGAAGGGUUCACCUCAAGGCUCAGCCUGGACCGUACUUUUCGAGUAAGUACUUCUUUACGGUUGAUUUGGACUCCGUUUACGAAUCUCCCAGUAAGCGUGGCGUUCCAGUCUACAAGCUAUCCACAGUGGACUCAGAGAGACGAAACAACUUUCGUUUGGUGGUGGUUGUGAUCCUGAUAGGUGAUGCUCGCAGUAAAGAGUUCAUUAGCCCCCCGUUUCGCCUUCGUAGCAGACUCAAUGGCAGGUUUAGAAGCAUGUCACUGUAGUUUAACUUAGCGAAGGCUAUUCAAUCUCUUGCUUCAUUGAUGAACGACGAUUUAGGUUUUCCAGUAAAAAAAUUAUAGACACUGAUUUGUUCGGUGAAAUUUUGUUCUCCGUUCUUUUGAUUGAAGAAUGCCUAACUGCGGCAAAAAUAAAUGCUUCUGGAAAAGACAACUGAUUAAAGGGACAAGAGUAUAUUAAAAGGAGAUAAUUGAGCAGAGAAAAAUCAUUAUGUUGUAUUGCCUAAGAGAGAGAGAGAGGGUGUUAUAUUUUUACAUUUAACAAAAAUCUGACAGUAGAUUUAAAAAAUCUGGUGAUACUACAGUUGCGAAAUCCCAUAAAGCCAAAUAAAAAAAAUAAAAAAAAAAUAAGAUAAAAAAGAAAAAACCAAAAUUAAAUUAAAAAAGCAAAAGAAUAUCAAAGGAUAAGGUUGUGUGAACGGAUCCUUCUUUUAUUUAGCUGGAGGUCGGCCAUCAAUGAAUCAAUUUCAACCAAUUUAUGGCCAAAGAGCAGGUGAACAAUGGAUGGCUCUGAAUAUUGUCUCGUUCAAAAAUCAGCAGUUUAAAUGCCAUUUCUCAUUUGCCUCAAACUGAUAGAUACCACGGUCUUGGCAAAUUGUCGAAAAAAAGCUCUACAAAUUUCCAAUCACAGAAUAGGACGAACUAACCAGUUACGUGAUUACAAACAGAAGUCGUCUUACAAACAGAAGUCGUGAUUACAGACAGAAGCCUGACUUUUUUCAUGUUGCAUGAUUUGCAUCAAGCAACUGACACAUCAGUUGCUUGAUGGAAAUCAUGGAACAUGAGAAAUAAUUACUAUCUCCAAUUAUUCAUUUACUGAGACAAACUAACGUAGAAGUUACUUAGGAUCCCACAAACUCGGUUCCUAGCUCGAAGAGUAGGUGUUGUCUCAUUUACUUUAUUGGUCCGGCUAUAUCCUCUAGUCUCCACAGUGCUUAUCCCUUAUUCCCUAAUUGUAAAGCUUGCUUGCUCAGCCAGAUUCUCAAUGCAACUUGAGAUUGAAUAUUAUCACAUACGUGUGAGUCAAGAAACUUGUUUGUCUUACCGGUUCACAGCGACUGGUUGAGGUGUUACGUUAAAUAUUAUAUAUCUUGAUAUUCAGGUAUGGGCCUGGUUUCAAACGAUCGAACUUUUCAGACCAUCUUUUUAUGCGCAAAUGCAAACGAGCGAGAGUCAAUCGGAAUAAAGCCAACGAAGGUAUCGGCGAAUUUUGGAAAGCCAUCGAAUUGAAGCCUUCGAGAAGCCAUUGAAACUCCUAGAUAAGAAAUCUUCAAUGCGUGGAGUUCACGCACUUGUUUGCCACACGCAAUUGUUACAUCUCUUAGACAGUUAUGGCACAAUAAUCUCUAUUUCAAGUUACCCCAGGUCUUAAUCACCGGAAAUUGUAACUUCACUAGUUCACUGUGCUCCGCCUUUUGCGAUACGCAAAAUAUGGGGUAAUUGCGGCGGCGACCCCCCAAAAAACUCCGGGAAUAGUCCUUGGCUUCCAAAAUGGUAUUAAAAGUUACAAAUUGGCCCUGGAAACUUUGCCUUUCUUUGUUGGAACAUUUUAUAUAUCACGGUUUAAAACAUUCUAGAUUGAACGCCGCCCUUCAUCAUUACUCGUUUAUUGUUUCGAUAUCGAAGUGCUAAAAGGUUUAGCGCAUGAAAGGUUCGACAUUUGAAUCUAAGGCCCACUACUCAGAUUACUGCUGUGCAGUAUUAUACACUAAGUCAAAUGCUAGCUAAUCAAAAAUGCUUUACUCAUAGCUAAGAAUGCCAGAGUUAGUAAUUACUGCCUGGCUAGGCCUUUAAAAUAGAGCAAAGUAGGAAAAAAAGAUUUUAGGACACGUUUAAGCUUUUAGUGCAAUAUUAUACACCAAGUCAUAUGUAAGUUAGCGAAAAGUACCCAGCACAGUUAACAAUAAGAAAGUAAUUAGCUAGGCCAAUAGAGCCAAGUAGGAAUUGACACCCAAAAAAAAUUUUUUUGGAAGACAAGUUACAGCUUUUAGUUUCUGACAGUUAGGUUUAUUCCCCAUUUUCUUAUCGUGUUAAACAGCUCAUCUAUCAUGAUCUAUAGUCCGCAUUUCUCGUGUCCCCGAGAUAUCUACUGAUUUCCCUGAGCGGUGAGCCUGGCUCGCAGUCUUCGAGAAGCUCGCGACAACUUACAUAGGAUUAGCUUGAUACAUCAAAUAAUCUUCCCUGUAAGUGCAUCACAUGCCGGGCUUGUGGAAAAUCACCAUAAUUGCACGUUUAUUAUGAGUUUUGGUUAUCUUAUCAAUGAUGUCAGUACCUGACCUGUAGUCAUGCAACCUAAAAUUUAAGUUGAAAUAUUUAUAAUCAGUUUUAUUUUUAUAAGCUUAUAUUUAAGGUGAUUGUGUUCGCUAUCAUGAUUAUCUCCCCAUAACAAGAGUCUUCUCUGUCGCAUUGGUUAAGUUGUCUCUAGCAUUCGCUCCCUAGGACCUCAAAAGAAAAACCGAGAAACUAUUAUUAAGCAGAUGGUCUGUGGCUUACAUUCGAUCAGGAGCAAUGCUAUAGUUUACUAACAAGUCUGGUCACCAAGUGCUACAGAGAACGGUUACGUGCGAUCUCUUGAUUGUUUGAUUUUCCGAUAUUUUUUCUUGCAAUUUCCAUAUUUCGAAGUGAAAAUAAAUGACAUCAGCUUAGACUGAACUCACAUCCCCACCUGAGAGGGGGGUCGAGAGAAAAACAUUUUUUCAAGUACGAUUUUUUCACGUUGUAAGUUAGGUCAUAUGAUAUGAUUGCCAUUUUUUAUCAGAAGUUUGAAAGUAUUUUCAUAAACAAAAAAUCCGGUAUGGUUAUGAUCGGUAAAAUACAAAAUUCGAGGCAACAAUUUUUUUUUGUUUUUACUACGAAGGUACCUUGAGGAUACCGAAAAUUUAGUUGCAUUUUUCAGGAAUAACAGUUAGAUAGGAGUCAAUAUUUUUCUACAAACGUAUUCAUUUUAAAAACGAGGCCGCUGUCGCUCUCUUAGAUAGCAAGCUUAAAAUAAUAUCAAAGUUUGCAUACUAUAAGGCUAAAACCAAGCUUAUUAGAUAAUCAUACUAUACAUUUUGAUAUCUUUGUUUGUUUGGCUUUAGUAGCAUUGUACUGAGUUACUAUUGUACGACAAAUAGUAGGCAUUAGUGGUAGUGCACGAGUGCACGAAUAUAUAUAUACCGCGUACAUUAUAUAACCAAAAAACACUCAACCUUUUGAAGUAUAGUUGUAGCAGACUCUGUUUCACUUGAACACUAACCUGACAGAAGUCCCUAGUUCUUGCUAGAACACCUUGCUACAAUUAGAAAUGAACUAUGAUGAACGAUGAGCUAUGAAGGAAUGAGCUAUACGAAGAACGAAUAUUACUGACCAGUGGUCUAACGAAAAAAAUAGCUUCUCUUUGUCAGUGAAUAGAUGGUCUACAUGCUUAGUUACUUCUGUUUUAUUCAGUUAUUUCCUACCCUGCAAGGAACGGAUCAAGAGUCUGUUAUAGCCGUUUGAAUUUCUAUUUUUAUAUACAAGCAACUUGGUUUGCCUAGCAAUAUAGUUUUUAUAAAUAAAGCUGAUUUCAAUACCAGUU